ACAACACAGCAGUUGUUGAUGACCAAAAUGCAUCAGAUGUCAUUGACGACCUGUUUGCAGAAAUGCGGUCGUUUAUCGGUGAUGAUGACGAUACAUCGCCGCCUGUCAACCAAGGUCUUGCUACAUCGGUGAGGGAUGGGCUACAAAAACCGGUAAAUCAGGAAAAGUUGAAAGAGCUUUUCGCUAAGUAUAAACGGCCGGAAAACUGUUUAAACCUCCUUGCACCUCGUGUAAAUGAGGAGAUAUGGUGUGAGGCGAGGAAAACAUCUCGUACUUCAGACAUCAAGGCACAGCAACUACAGGGUAUGAUUGCCAAAGCUACCAUACCAAUAGUGCAGUUGAUGGACAAUGUGAUGGAGGACAUGGUGGCGAAGAGAGAGCUAGAUGCCAAAACAGUUCUCAACAAGGCAAAAGAUUCAUUGCGGAUGCUCAUUGCAGCACUAUCAAAUAUGAAUUCUUCAAGAAGGCAAAAUUUUAAACCGGACCUCAGCCUUCCCUUCAAGAAACUGUGUGCCCCAAAUGCAGUUGUAACUAGUGAGUGUCUCUUCGGGGAUGAACUGAACAAAAAGAUCAGGGACAUUAGUGAGGCUAAGCAGAUAACGUCAAAAUUAUCUGCUGGCCAUAGCAAGCAAAAAACAAAUCUGUAUGGGGGCACUAAAAACUUUACAGCCACCCGAUAUUCCCCCUACUCAAAUGAGGGUCAGCUUUCCCGCGGUGGCCGCCGGAACUUCGGUGGUAGUCACACUGUCAGUCAAGCCUCCCGUGGACGGGGACAAAGCUAUCGGGGGAAGACAGCCCAACAACAGUCUUUUUUAGCCAGGCGCCAGAAGGACACGUACAGGAGGUAACUACCCAGGUGAGAAAGCACACAGGCUGUAUUGAUUGUUUGGCUAAUACACCAGAUAACUUCACAGCAGGGAAGACUGGGGUACAUUUGUCAGUUUGGCAAGAUAUUACCUCGGAUCCAUGGAUCCUAACGUGUGUCUCAGGCACUAAAAUUGAAUUCACUGAAUUUUCUUUGCCAAAGCAGUACCACAUCCCAAAACCCAUCCAAUUCAAAGAAAAUGAACUCAGGGAUAUGAGA
This is a messenger RNA of Haliotis rubra (blacklip abalone), 1084 nucleotides long. RefSeq lists its product as uncharacterized. Lineage: Eukaryota; Metazoa; Mollusca; Gastropoda; Lepetellida; Haliotidae. The transcript has a single exon. The record is from RefSeq and is a predicted model, not a curated record. The coding region runs from base 63 to 848 and encodes 261 amino acids.